Messenger RNA from Protobothrops mucrosquamatus (brown spotted pit viper), 1799 nucleotides. RefSeq names its product limb development membrane protein 1 (gene LMBR1). Bases 1 to 1470 code for a protein of 489 amino acids. The transcript has 17 exons. The record is from RefSeq and is a predicted model, not a curated record. Gene Ontology annotation, biological process: signal transduction. Lineage: Eukaryota; Metazoa; Chordata; Lepidosauria; Squamata; Viperidae. Gene Ontology annotation, molecular function: transmembrane signaling receptor activity.
AUGGACGCGGACGAAGUGAGCAUCCGCGAGCAGAACUUCCACAGCCAAGUGCGGGAAUACACGAUCUGCUUUCUCUUGUUUGCGAUAUUGUAUAUUGUUUCCUACUUCAUUAUCAGAAGAUACAAGAGGAAAGCAGAUGAGCAAGAGGAUGAAGAUGCUAUUGUCAAUAGAAUUUCGCUGUUCCUGAGCACUUUUACUCUUGCAGUUUCAGCGGGCGCUGUGCUCCUCUUACCUUUUUCAAUAAUCAGCAAUGAGAUUCUGCUUUCUUUUCCCCAAAGUUACUAUAUCCAGUGGUUGAAUGGUUCUCUAAUUCAUGGUUUAUGGAAUCUUGCUUCCCUCUUUUCCAAUCUUUGUUUGUUUAUAUUGAUGCCCUUUGCUUUCUUCUUUCUGGAGUCAGAAGGCUUUGCUGGCUUAAAAAAGGGAAUCAAAGCACGUAUUUUGGAAACCCUUGUUAUGCUCAUUCUUCUCGCGUUGCUUAUCCUUGGAAUUGUGUGGGUAGCUUCAGCUCUCAUAGACAAUGAUGUUGCAAGUAUGGAGUCCUUGUAUGAUCUUUGGGAAUUCUACCUCCCUUAUUUAUAUUCCUGUAUAUCUUUGAUGGGGUGCUUAUUACUUCUACUUUGUACACCAGUAGGACUUUCCCGUAUGUUUACAGUGAUGGGACAAUUGCUUGUAAAGCCAACAAUUCUUGAAGACUUGGAUGAGCAGAUAUAUAUUAUUACUCUAGAAGAAGAAGCUAUAAUGAGAAAGUUAAAUGGAGGAUUUUCCGCUGUGGAGUACAAUACAAAACAACUUGAGCAGGAGUUGAAUAAUAUGAAGAGCAUGAAAACAAAAUUGGAGCGACGGAAAAAGGCUUCUGCCUGGGAAAGGAACCUUGUGUAUCCAGCUGUAAUGAUACUACUGCUAAUUGCAACGGCAUUGUCAGUGCUCUUAGUUGCUUGCAAUAUUCUGCGUCUGUUGAUUGAUGAAACCGCAAUGCCAAAGGGAUCAAGGGGGCCUGGCAUAGGAAAUGCCUCUCUGUCCACGUUUGGUUUCGUGGGAGCAGCACUUGAGAUCAUUUUGAUUUUCUACCUUAUGGUUUCCUCUGUUGUUGGCUUUUAUAGCCUACGUAUUUUUGGAGAUUUUACCCCCAGGAAGGAUGACACAACUAUGACAAAGAUAAUUGGGAACUGUGUUUCUAUCUUAGUCCUCAGUUCAGCGUUGCCAGUUAUGUCAAGGACAUUGGGCAUCACCAGGUUUGAUCUCCUUGGGGACUUUGGAAGGUUUAACUGGUUAGGAAACUUCUACAUAGUGUUGAGCUACAAUCUUCUUUUUGCUGUCAUGACAACUCUGUGCCUGGUGAGAAAGUUCACCUCUGCAGUUAGAGAAGAACUCCUCAAAGCAUUAGGUUUAGAUAAACUGCAUCUCUCGCACAGGGCAAGAGACCCCGAGACAACAAAACCUUCUGCAAAUGGACAUCAGAAAACACUGUGAAUCAGUUGGCGGAAAUGAGCCUUUCAGCUUCCUGACAUUCCUCUCAGCUCACUGUUCUUGAUUUCUACUGCUCUUACUGGUUUAUACCUUGGAUUCAGGUUGAUGCAGAAGAAAUCUGGUGGCACUGGAUUCUACUCUUCCUCCUUGGAUCGAUCCACUUUAUUUUUUCUGUCAACUGGAGACGUCUCUUGGACAUUCCUCUUUGAACAGGCCUUCAUACUGAUCUCUGAAUCCAAGGAUAAAAAUCUUCUGCAUGUAAAUACAUUGUUGAAGAUGAAUUUGGGAGAUGAACUUGCUAUCUGAAAAUGGCAAACCUCUACUCAAGAUGU